Molecule: messenger RNA, 6051 nt
Organism: Perca fluviatilis (European perch)
Lineage: Eukaryota; Metazoa; Chordata; Actinopteri; Perciformes; Percidae
Gene: irs2b
Product: insulin receptor substrate 2b
Exons: 2
Coding region: 274-3888 (1204 amino acids)
Biological process (GO): insulin receptor signaling pathway
Cellular component (GO): plasma membrane; cytosol
Molecular function (GO): insulin receptor binding; phosphatidylinositol 3-kinase binding
Source: RefSeq, a predicted model, not a curated record
AUCAUCCCGUUUCCACCAAUAAGCCCAAUGAGCUGAGUGCGCACCGCCCACUGUCGGUGUGUAUUUUUUUCUCCUCCUUUCUCGUCUUUUUUUUUUCCACCAAAGCUGGAUGUGUAGAUCGUCACAUGUUGUUUCCCCUCCUCAGUCCGGACUCUAGCAGACAUGUGUUUUUUAUUGCUCAGGCUCUCGAAAUAGAGGAUUAAAAUAAAGCGCGUCAUUUCUUUAGCAACUCGAGGAAAGGGAGCAUUGUGUCUGAUAGCGAAGAACACGAGAAUGGCGAGUCCGCCACACACAGGAGAUCAGCCGUUAUUGCAUAGUAAUACGAACGUGAACAGCAAUAUCAAGAAAUGCGGAUAUCUAAAGAAGCAGAAACACGGACACAAGCGCUUUUUUGUUUUAAAAGAGCCGAGCGAAGGUUCCCCUGCCCGGCUGGAGUACUACGAGAGCGAGAAGAAAUGGAAAAACAAAUCGGCCGCGAAGAGAGUUAUUCCUCUGGACUGCUGUCUCAAUAUCAACAAGAGAGCGGACGCAAAACACAAAUAUCUUAUUGCUCUUUAUACCAAGGACGAGUAUUUUGCCGUGGCGGCAGAAAACGAACAGGAACAGGAGAGCUGGUACCUGGUGCUGACGGAUUUAAUGACAGAGGGGAAAGUAUACGACGGCUCAGCGUCCAACUCCGCGUCCUCGCUGGUUGGCUUCGACGAGGAGAGCUACGGUGUAAUAACGCCGGUUACCGCCAUCUACAAGGAGGUAUGGCAAGUCAAUCUGAAAUCCAAAGGCCUGGGUCAAAGCAGAAAUUUGACCGGAGUUUACAGGCUCUGUCUCUCCAGCCGGACUAUCAGCUUUGUCAAGCUGAACUCAGAGGUUGCCUCAGUCAUUUUACAGCUGAUGAAUAUCCGGAGGUGCGGCCAUUCUGACAGCUUUUUCUUUAUUGAGGUUGGUAGAUCUGCAGCCACGGGUCCGGGGGAGUUUUGGAUGCAGGCUGAUGACUCUGUGGUGGCGCAAAAUAUCCACGAAACUAUCUUGGAGGCGAUGAAAGCCAUGAAGGAGCUGUCGGAAUUCCGUCCGCGCAGCAAAAGCCAGUCAUCUAGUACAAACCCCAUCUCUGUGCCCACACGGAGGCACCUGAACAAUCUCCCCCCCAGCCAGACCGGACUUCCCCGGCGGUCGCGCACUGACAGCAUGGCUAUGACCUCUCCUGUGAGCAAAUUUUCCUCCUGUCGAAUACGCACGGCCAGCGAGGGCGAUGGCACCAUGGCACGCCCCAUGUCAGUGACUGGGAGCCCGCUUAGCCCAGGGGUCCACAGGACCCUCCUGAGCAGAUCUCACACCAUUUCAAUGCGCCCUUGUCGGACAUUUGAAAAUUCUUCUCUCCAGCACAGUAAGUCCAUGUCUAUGCCCCUGUCUCCUUCUCCACCCAUAGCCACCUCAACUCAAAUAAAUCUGUCCUCCUGCCCAGACAGCAAUGCUCCUCGCCCCUCCAGCUGCAGUGCCUCCUUUUCAGGCUCCCCCAGUGAUGCUGGUUUUAUAUCAUGUGAGGAGUAUAGCUCUAGCCCUGCGGACGCACGGGACCUGAGGCUACCGCUAACCCUCCGUAGCAACACUCCAGAGUCUCUCAAAGCUGACACUCCCCCCUCCCAGGACGGCAGUGAGCUUGAAGGCUACAUGGUGAUGGAGCGGCAGAAUGGUUACCGGCGGUUACCGGAGCUGGACAAGGCUUAUCGAAAGCGCACAUACUCCCUCACUACACCCCGCCAACAGAGGGGUCCCCCCCAAGUAUCUUCAGCCUCCCUGGAUGAGUAUACUCUUAUGAGGGCUACUUACACUAGUGGGAGCCAGUCUUCUCGCAGGUGUCACACUGCCUCCCCUAAAGGGAUCUAUCCUGAGGAUUACAGGGAGGUUCAGAUCAGCGUUGGCAUUCUCCAAGGUGACAGUGGCUAUAUGCCUAUGAUGCCAGGUGUGGCACCCCAGGCACGAGGGUCCAAGCAUGACCUCUACAUGCCCAUGAGCCCAAUGUGUGUUUCUGCUCCAAAGCAGAUCAUCAACCCCCGUUCACACUCUUCAGCAGGGCUGGCCCCACGCACAGAGUCCCCUGGGAGUGUUUCUCUGGAGGACAGUGGCUAUAUGCGGAUGUGGUGCGGAACCAAGAUGUCGGUGGAGAGUACUGAUGGAAAGCUCACCAAUGGAGAGUACCUGAACAUGUCUCCUGUCGACCAUCUGGUGUCUCUGACACCCACAGACUACAUCCUCAGUCCUCCAGGGGGAGAUCCCCACCCCCAGCAAAAUCACAGACAGCCUUAUUCUUACAGCUCUCUACCACGCUCACUUAAAGGCCAGCUGCAGCGCAAUGGGUCCACAGACAAAGACCAGUAUGUGGUCAUGAGUUUACAGAGACAGCGGAUAGAAGAGGAGUCCAACUAUUGUCCUGUCUCUCCAGGAGACUAUGUGGCCAGCAGCUCUCCGGGGACACCAAGCACCCCUUCCUCUGCUCCAUCUCCUCUCAGAGUCGCUCAGGUAGAUGGAGGUCUGGUAAACCGCAGUAGGGCGUGUCGGCCCACCCGCCUGGCUCUGGAAUCACUCAGAACACUACCAUGUAUGAGCGAACACCCGCUUCCCUCGGAGCCACGCAGCCCUGGAGAGUACAUCAACAUAGACUUUGGUAGUGCUACUCGUAACCUGCUGGCAUCCACAGUGUCAGAGAGCACUGAGUCCUCUGUGAGUUUAACGUGUGCAGAGAGGGGAUCCCUGCCAUUCUCAGACUAUGCUAAUGUUGACGUCAGCUCCCCGGGUCACCUUGGCUCACACCAACCCGGGAGUUGCCUCCCUGCAGGGUGCCGAAACCCCACGCCUGAAGUCUUGACUUGCCCUAGUCUGAUGAACGCCCAGCAGAACAUGCAGGGAGGCGAGAAGGGAGAAGAGAAAAAAAGCAUAGAGAGACAGACAGAGAAGAGGGGGAUGGUAAAGGAAUAUCCCCUCCAACAGCAGGUGAGCCUGGUGUGUCAGCCUGCUCCAGUCAAGGAUGACUACACUGAGAUGACUUUCAGUCCUCCUGCCCCUCUACCUGCUCUCUGCACCACUGCUGAUGCUCCCCUCCCCACCAGCCCCACCAGCCCCACCAGCUGUGUCCAGAGACUCAGCCUUGAGAGCAGCAUUGUGGAUGGUGUGCCCCCUGUGCCUGUGGACUCUUUUCUCCUGGGGGGUCCAUCGUUAUCUGUCACCCUCAUGGAUCCACACAGGGGGGCCAAAGUGAUCCGGGCUGACCCUCAGGGGCGCAGACGGCACAGCUCUGAGACCUUCUCUUCCACCACCACUGUCACACCAGUGUGCCCAUCCUUUGCCCAUGACACCAAACGGCACAGCUCUGCCUCUGUGGAGAAUGUAUCCCACAUUGUUUGCAGCUCUGAAGGUUCUGACGAGGACUAUGGCAGCAACAGCUCCAUGUGCAGGGAGAUGUCAGCUGGUUAUCAAAAUGGACUUAACUACAUUGCCUUAAACUUGAUGGAGGGAAACCUUGGCGGAUGCAGGCUAGGGGGCUGUGACGGACCCCUGAGGUUCAAGACGACAGCCUGCGGCUGCAAGGGGGGCAUGAAUGGUUUCAACACUAGCCCCUAUGCCACCAUGGGAUUCAAGGAGACUGCUGCUGCUGUGAAAGGAUUUCACUGCAGCCAAGUGACGAGGUCGCCACAGCGACAGCUGGACCAUGCACUGCAGUCGAUGUCCUUUGACCUCUUUGCCGCCUUCGAGGGUCACAGGGGACAGCCAUCACCAUGGCAACACGGACACUUGACCCUUGCCCCAAAUCUUCCCUCUGCUUUUCUCGGCACCAAAACAUUCAGGCGCCAUUGCUGCUGCUAUACUGGAUUACUUAAAAAAAUAACAAGAACUUAAACGGACUAUUAACUCUAACUAUAGAUAGGUAACUAUUUAUCUCUGUGCAUAGGCCUGCAAAAAGUAUUCUGCAGUAUAUUGUUAUAUUACUUAUUAUUAUUGUGAUUAUUGCCAUUUAGACACUUUCAGCUGGUCUUUUUUUGGCUUCAGCCAAUAGUUGCCAGAUACUCUCACCUGAAAUCCUGUGAACCAAACCUGGAGACCAUCGUGUGCACACAACAACCUUUCAUGCAUACAGAUUACAUAUAUUUAUUUAUUUAUCAUGUAUGUAUGCAUUUAAUGAAGUGUGUGUCUGAAUUUGUAUACAGAUUGUACUGCAAAAAGAGGUGGCAUUUAUUAAAAAUCAAAGUUAACAAUUGCUAAAAACAACAACAAAAAAACCUACCUCAGCAAAAACCAGGCUGGUACCAAUUCACACAGUAGAAAUAUAUAUAUAAAAUAUUUAUUUUCCGAGGUGAAUGUUUUUUAAAAAUCACCAUUCCAAAGCCUUACUCUAUCCAUCAGCCCCCUUUCUGAUGGACCUUUUAAGUUUGGACCUAUAAACACACAGUAUAUCAAAGACUUAACCGAUCAUUUUAUAGACUGAAUGUUCAUCAGAGCCGAAUGAGAGACAGCCUCUCUGAGAUUAAGUUCCUUCUCGGCCCACCUUACAUUAAUUACAAGAUUAUGUAUUAAAGAUCCAGAGUAAUAUAUUUAUUAAUACUGUAUGCCUGAGAUGGAGGAUUCAUACACACUUAGCCAGGGCUUUAGAGGAGUACCUGACAUUGCAUUGCAUCACACAUACAUGCAGGUAUCACACAUUCAAUCAUUGCAGCAUGAACCAGAUCCGACUGGACCUGACCACCAGAUCUGUGGCCUGUCUGAGCCUAAGUCUCAGCACCUUCAUACACCUUACCUACUCAGCCACUGUUCAAAUGUGAUAUCCUGCAGGAAGUUAUGACCUGUCAGGUAAAGGGACAGAGACAUGAAUGUUUGAAGUAACAAAGUAACUGGACAGCUCAGAAUUUUCUCACCUGAUGCCUCAUUGCGGAGCUCUGUCACACCACACGGUUGGCUGGCAGGUGCAGGCAGCGCUGGGCAAUGUAGCAAAUGCAUGACACAGUCUGACUGGCUGUUCAACGAGCCUGCUCGAUAGCUUGAAUCCACUUUGAGAGAGUCAGACAGGACGCGCCGGAGCUAAUGCAUGGUCUUGCACUUACAAACUUUCUAGAUUGUAACACAAGACACAUUGAAUGUAGUACAUGUGUUCCGAGCUUGGGAACACACAACCCAACAAACACCACAGCAACUGCAACAACAACAAUGAAACAUGCAUAGGUACCGAAUGGAAACUAUGACAGAAACAAGCCGAAUAAAAGAAACAAACCAGGGGAAGUAUCUCUUUAUUUAUCUGAAUUCACUGGGACUUAACCGUUGCCUAUAUACUGUAAAUAGUACGGUGUUACAGAGAAUUACAUUUAAGCAAACGCUAAGAAACUUUGAGAGAUGUUAAGUUAAAUAACUUAUGUUGUUUGUACUGUACAUAGUAUGUGUUUGAGUGAACUUUCUGAUACAACAAAAGCACUAAUUAAGUUAUAUGCUAACCAGUAUGGUUUGGCUUUGAUUAUUAUUAUUUUUUUUUUAACUGUCAUGCGAUAGUCUUGUGAAAUGGAUGCCACUAUGAGGACAUUUUCUAAUGCUGUAAUUCUAAAACAAAUUUUUUUAAGAGAAAUUAUUAAUACUUGACAUAAUUAAUUCUUGCUACUUAGGUACAACACAAAUGGCAUAUAUGCAAUAUUUACACUUUUGAAAAUUAGUUUACAAAGACGUACCAAAUGUAUACAUACUGUUAAUAAUGUUUGUUAAACCUUAAAAUCAGAUUUUUGCUGUUUGUAAAUUUUUUUCUCCAAAUUUGAGAUGAAAACCUUUAUGUGUUUGUUUUUUGCUAAUCGAGCCUCUUGGUCUUUUGAGCAGUGUUUUGCAUUUGGAUAAUGUUUCAAGUUUUUAUUCAGCAUCUAAAGGUUACGAUAUGGGCUUAUCUUGCUGUGUCUUUCAUUGUAAAUAUUUCAUAUCUUGCAUAUUGUGAUGCUACUAAGAGAUGAUAAUUUAAACUUAGUUCAUUGCUUUAGAUUGUAUUGAUUCUUUAUAGACACAUGCAAUAAAUAAUGAUGUUAUUUAAGAAAG